This is a messenger RNA of Spodoptera frugiperda (fall armyworm), 749 nucleotides long. RefSeq names its product probable NADH dehydrogenase [ubiquinone] 1 alpha subcomplex subunit 12. Bases 145 to 600 code for a protein of 151 amino acids. The record is from RefSeq and is a predicted model, not a curated record. The transcript has 4 exons. Gene Ontology annotation, cellular component: membrane. Gene Ontology annotation, biological process: response to oxidative stress; mitochondrial respiratory chain complex I assembly. NCBI's taxonomy places the organism in Eukaryota, Metazoa, Arthropoda, Insecta, Lepidoptera, Noctuidae.
CGCAAAGAAUGUGCUUGUUGGUUUGACGUAUUGUCUAAUGAAAACAAUCCAAAAUAUUGAUACACCUAUUUAUAUAGUUCUCUCCAAACCAGUCAUUAGGUUCCUGGAGUUAUAAGUUUUAUUUAUACAUAGUGUUUAGUUAAUAUGUCUUUCUUAGCGCUUGACAAAUGGGCACGAUUGUUCCGAAUGAUACGGCAGUCUGGGGGGAUCUUUAAGGCCACGUAUAAAUUGUGGAGAUUUGACACACUGAAAGAAGGCAAAUACGUCGGUUGUGACUGCAAUGGUAACAAAUAUUACACGAACUGUAACUACCCGAUUGGACGAAGCCGCUGGGUUGAGUUCAACGAUAAUUACAAAUGGGAUUAUGACGCGUCACAAAUAACGGCCGAGUGGUAUGGUUGGUUGCACUAUAAAACAGACAAACUGCCUUGUGAAGAUUGUGCCAAGUACGAAUUGAAUUGCUAUAGUACGGCCCAUGUCUGGCUGCAACCAUUCGCUGAGAAUUUGACCGCGACUGAAGAAGCAUAUUAUCCUUACAGUACAACCAGGCAUCAUAUCAACGUGUGGGAUGGAUGUUCCUUAUGCAAUCGUGGGAAAUAAAGCUCAUUUUGUCUUUUAUAAUUACCUAGUUUCGUUUUAUAUCGGAAAUUAAUUAUAUUGUAACCGUUUUAGUGAAAUGAGUUUUUAUAUAGAGGUCAUUAAUUUUAUAUUUCUUUCCGUAAUUAAAAUCAUGGCAUGGAUUAUUUAAA